UUAACGAAAUUCGUAUUUAACAUAAUAUUUGAUGCAAGUAUUAUAAAAAAUAAAUAUUUAUUAAUUUUUGCAUAAUGGAUUUACGAGAUCUUAUCGCAAAAAAGAGAUCUUCAUUAAAAUCAUGCAAAACAGUGAUAACAGAUCCACUUGGCAAUAAAUAUGAAGUUGAACAUGGCCAAGUGAAGAAACUAGAAAAAAGUUUGCCGUUCGUAGUCGAUGAAAGACCUGAUUUGCAUAUCGCUAGUAUAAUACCAGGAUUGUAUCUCAGUUCUCAAGAUCCAGCGGUUUGCAAUGAUAUAUUAAAGAAAUUUGAAAUACGACAUAUUUUGAGUAUAGGUGUCAAUAUCUCUGAGAAAUAUGACGACGUUCAGUAUCAUACGUGUGACUUGUUAGACUUGCCGGAAUCGAAUAUAUUACCAUCGAUAAAAAAAUGCAUCGACAUCAUACAUGCAAAUCUUAAAGAAAAUAUUCUUAUUCAUUGUAACGCUGGCGUUUCUCGUUCUCCUAGUAUUGUUAUCGCUUACUUAAUGAUUGCUAUGAAAUUGUCAUACGACGAAGCUUAUAAUACAGUGAAAAGAGCGAGAAGCUGUAUUAGACCUAAUGAUGGAUUCGUGAAACAACUACGUAGUAUUGAAAAUACAACCUUUGUUUACGAAUUAUAGUGUUUAAAUUUAUUUAAAACUGACAAUUUUUAUGAGUACUUGUACUACGCCGACUUACUUACCAGUACCUUUGGCUAAUUCUGGCAUGUAUUAAUCUCAUAAUUAGGAAGAUUAAUACAUGCCAGAAUUAGCCAAAGGCCAAUAUAUAUAUAUUCGCAAUUUCAUGAAUUAUUUUAUUUCGAGCUGAGAUCGAAAGGGCAGAAAAGAAUGUAUGCACACAAGAAAUGGAUAAAUAGAUCAAUGAAUGUAGUAUAUUGUUACAAUAUAAUCCAUGUGUUAUAACGUUAUUUACUUAUGUGUACAGAGAAUAUUGUUUCAUGUAAUUACAAUAUAUUUUAUUAUAACUCAUUAGAAAAUUAUAUUCAUGCACAGCAUCUAUGAAAUUCUUAGCCAAAACUAAGCAUAUUAAAAUUUACUAAUUCUGGCUUUUCCUUACAUUUACCAUGCAUUGGAGAUGACACAUAGGUCGCCGUACCAAGUAGAUUUAUAAAAAUUACUGUAAAUCUAAAAAAUAUAUAAGUGAAUUUCUGUA
Temnothorax curvispinosus is the source of this 1194-nucleotide messenger RNA. Its product is annotated as dual specificity protein phosphatase 19. Gene Ontology annotation, molecular function: JUN kinase phosphatase activity. The transcript has a single exon. Bases 75 to 662 code for a protein of 195 amino acids. NCBI's taxonomy places the organism in Eukaryota, Metazoa, Arthropoda, Insecta, Hymenoptera, Formicidae. The record is from RefSeq and is a predicted model, not a curated record. Gene Ontology annotation, biological process: protein dephosphorylation; regulation of MAP kinase activity. Gene Ontology annotation, cellular component: cytoplasm.